This is a messenger RNA of Amoebophrya sp. A25, 17514 nucleotides long. NCBI's taxonomy places the organism in Eukaryota, Dinophyceae, Syndiniales, Amoebophryaceae. The record is from the annotation of a GenBank genome assembly.
AGAAGAAGAAGCAGCAGCUGCUUAAUGAUGGCUGCGCUCGUGGUAUUGUUAUCUUCUAGAGGACGUUCUAGAGUUAGAGGACGUAGUGACUCUUCCACUAGUAAAAAUAGUGUAGGGGUCGUGUCUCUUCAACAAACUAGCAACUACUGCUCUUUACCAGAUUUGAAUACUUAUAGACCUUGUCCUCUUCGUCACAAUAUUAUUGCUCCGUCAUCCACAUGACCACAGUCAAUGUACAAAUUACCAACCUGCUCCCAGGUACUAACGCCGGCACCGCUUUCUUCUUGAAAAGCGAUGCCCGAGGAGGAGGAAUGGGUUUGAUUUCUGGCGAGCACUACAUGCCCAAAGAUGGGUGCCUCUGGUUGGCUCUUGCUAUCAUCUACGGACAGCUGGCUCAGAUGGGUCUGCCGCUCUCUGAUUUAUGUACUUAUACCCUGAGCCUGUAUGAAGAGGUUAACUAAGCAAUUUCCAUAAAAGUAAAAAAUAGAACUAUAGCCCGAACCCUAGCUACUUUAAUUAGCUAGUUAACAAGCGUCUGAGGCAGCCCUGCUGGCAGCCUCCACCUCCAGCGCGAUCUCGGAGCCCUGCAGCUGGCGACUGUGGGCUAGCCACAAGGGAGACGCUGGCCUGCGGGUGCAGCUGAAAAGGAGCUGCUCUACCCUGGAAAAAGGGCUCGCUUUCGCCUGACCUCGUGUCGGAACGCUUCGCAGGCCGAUCGGAGGGUCGCCAAGAGGACAUCCUUCUUCUACUCUAGUACUACAAAAAUCAAAAAUUUGCGAUACUCCUGUUCUGUGAUUGAGAGGGCAAGAAUUAGCAUCUGAUCCAGUCUACUGCAGAGGACGAGAGCAAGGAGAUUUCUACUUGAUUGCCUACGAGUGAGGGCGACAAAUGACGAAGAUCCUGGCGUUGAAUUCGAUGGUUUAGAUCGUGCGAGUACGAGCGUCAUUCGAUUUCGAUCCAGCCAAGCUCGAGGCAAGAACGACUAUGAUGAAAUAGGUGACGAUGGAGGUAGAUCUAACUGCACUCAACAGCAGGACAGCUCGUUCAUAGGGAUUCCUCAACGCCCCAGAUUUUUGACCUCAGACAGAACAUGAAUAGCCCGCCUCAUUUAGGAAGAAAAUGGGGCAUCGCCCCCGAGAUAUUGAGAAGCAAUGCCGGGAACACCUAGAGCAAGUUCUUUCAUCAACUUUUGCAAUUCGCCACAUCUCAGAAAGUGUGGCAGAUUUCGCUCUUCAGCCACUAGAUUUAGAUUUGGGAUCAAAAAAACGCGCCAGCUCCAGCAGGUGGCUACAAAUUCAGGAGAAAGCUACUCUAAACAUGACUCCCGCCUGGUAUCGCAAGCAGCGCCACACGCUAUCUACUCGAAAGAAAGACUUACACGGCAUAGUCCUCCUCGGGUUUUCACCUGAUGACCAGCACAACAAUUUGAAUCACAUGGUGCACAAGGCUCACGACUACGCUGGAGUUGACCUUAGGGGGCCUUCAUACACGAUGCCACGGGAGCGCCUAUGCCUGAAGCUGCUGGAGCUGUACAGAGAAGGCCACGGAGUAGAAGACAACCAGCUCGAUACAGAUGCCGCUUACUCACCGGCAACUCUGCUUGAGAAGCAGAUCCGGCGAUGCUUCGCGGCCGCAAUCCAGGGCAGUGCUCUAAUAUACACGCAAGGAGCGUGGGAAUACGAGUCCUAUGAUGGCACCGUGAGUCUCGCGGAGGCUCCUGCGAUUCACUACCGGCUGCAGGAAAGGACGCUCGUUGAGAGACGACACGCAGGCAAACCGCAAUCCUUGAAGGUGUCCCUCCGCAGGUACAGCCUUACACUUUGCUUCAACUCAUACCAUAGAAAGCUUAGUCCUAAUUACUUUGCUGCUUAUGAAGCGCUGAGAGUUACUCUACUCACAUCGCAAACUUUACCAGGGCCAGCGGCAAGGCCUACCAGAAGCACGACUUUGACUACCUACUUCUACACGCACGACAGAAAGAAGACAAGAAAACAAAAGAAAGCGACCUCCUGCACGGCAGCGCUUUAAUACCUGCUCGCAUUCUUUUCGAGCAAGGUUUUCUAGCAGCACCAGAUGAAAGAAAGUACUACUUUUAGCUUUGCCCGAUGAAGGUCCAUUUUUUCCAUUUGAGGGGGUGUCUUUUCACAAUGGGGCACCUUUUGGGAGCGUGUGAGAAAAGCAGACAACAUCCUACUCAGAUUACUCUCAAAUCCAGACUCUCCGCACAACAUCUCUCAGCUGACUUUUGAACCUCAGGACCGACAACUUCAAAGGCCGGCAGAGUCUCUACUUCUAUCCAAACGCUCCGGGUGUGCAAUACCCUCGAGAGAAGGGCAUACUAGAAGCCUUCUACGUCCCUUUAGGGGCCGACUACUCCACGCGGCUCGCGUCUAUCAUCCGAGAAGAAAGCAUGCUCGUCCCUGCUGCGCAGCAGCCUGCAGCAAGUAGCAGCUCUAGGUCUACCACAAUAGGCCAGCCAUCAACUAGAGCAGACACAGGCGCAGAGUCACACGUAGCACCAGUUGACUUGUCUCAAAACAAAGGAAGCUGCGACCAAAUGCCAGGCGCCAAGCAAUUGAGAAAGUCGAAGAAGUUUAUGGAGAAUCUUGCUUAGUAGAGCGGGAGUCAGUAAUACAGUCGGGGGCGUCUAAUUGUAGUCUUUCGCUCUUGCUCAUCAAUCAUCAAGCUAGAGGGCAAUCGCCCCGCAUUCUUGUGCAACUAAUAUCCAAAACAUCAGGUGCACGAAAUUACUCAAGAGGCAGCAUAUCUAGUCGUGACGAAAGUACUUACUUAAAUAGGUGGGGCCAGAACUGUGGCUCUACUAAACUAUGCACGCGCACCAAUAUAAAUUAGAGAAAUGGAUCAUCUAGGUUGUCGUAGUCUUCCUGGAUCGCAGAUAAGCGUGAUUUUUUCGCAGACGAAGUUACUUUCUUGGUUGAACUGCUUGAGCUCGAGGAAGUGGAUGCUGAUGCUUUUUUACCACUAGGUUUCUUCAUUGCAACGGUCUUAGUUUUUUCCUUGUUCUUGUCUUUAACAACAGAAGUGCUUGAAGAAGACGAGGACGACGGCUGAGGCUUCGUAGCCACCUUCGCUCUCGCAGCAGCUUUGGUCUUGCGGGAGUUCAUAUCGCAAUCGCUUUUCAUCUUCUCCAGAGUAUCCCAGACUUCAUCUGGGAUGGGGAUCUCGACGCACUUAUUCUGGAGCAAGCCGGAGCUGCAUUCAUCAACGCGAUACAGCUGGCAGGACUCCCUUUCGAGCUUCAGUUCUGCGACGGCGUAGGGCACCAGCUGACCCGCCACCUUCGAGCCAACGUCGCCGGUGGAGUCAACUUCCGGCGCCAGCUUGACGAGGACUGGUCUGUAGUCAGCAUUCCAGUGCAGGCGCACCUUAUCUGCACCAGCUCCCUGUCGGGUUCUAUGGGAACGAAACUGCACUACUGGCUUAUUACUGACAACCUUCUGACCCAGCUCCUGGCGGCGAAGUAGAUGAUAGACGAGAUCUGGGCGCUGUCGUCGCAGACCGCUGUCAUGGCCGAUGUUGGGGCGUGGUGCACUGCUCAUCGGAACUCCAGCCUCAGCGGUGUUGCAAAGUGCGCCACGGUUCUUGUGACCCGGGGACAAGGAGAACAAGCCGCCACGUGUGAUCACUUCUCUCUGUGGAGUCGCCAUUUGAUGGACCAGCUGACCAACGUCUUCACCACAGAGUCCACGUUUGUAGUUGCAGAAGAUGUUGAAACGUUCACUCGGUGGAAGUGCUGCUAAGUCCUCAGUGCAAAGGCCAGGAGAGACACGCUGAAGACCUGCCAGCGAUGCCACCUGAAGGCUUUCAGCGGUCGAGAGAUAAAACUGCUCUUGUAUCACACGCGCGGAGACCCACAAGCCAUCCUCCAAGAUGUAGUAGCAGCACUUUUUCACUCGAUCACGCCCGCGCGUGAUCCUGCCAUCGUAGACGUCGCAUAGUGCUCCAAGGCCAACCAUGAACUGGACGUCACUUACUGUAUUUGGCUGGCAGUAGCGCCCGUUCUCUUCAUCCCAGCGGAGCACGUAGCCCAUCACCCAACCUUUUCGGCGGCGGGUCAACUUGAUGGCUCCCUUGUUCAUGCGGAGGAUGACAAUCGGCUUGCUGUGCCAUGAUUUUUCAGCUGCAAGACGCUCGCUGAUCACCUCGAGGAAACGAAUCUCAUCCAGAGACUCCCAUGGUCCUUUCGCAACAGUUACAGCACGACCACCACGAAAGCCAAGUUGUUGCGCACUGUGGCUUACAAAAUCUUCCGCACUACCUGCAACCUGUUCUACAGCUUUCUCCUUGGGAUUAGUUGUCCCUGCAGUCCAACGCCGUGCAGCAGUGUCCUUGAGCUUGUGCAUUACCGUAGUGCUGUAAGCCGACGCACUACCUGCUUGCCCAGCCGCAGUCUCGUUCGCAACGUCGAUGGCAGGACUCAGAUCUUCAUGGUCAAGAUCAUUCUCAGCAAGAGAAUCAAGUGCGGCGUCGUACUCAUCAAUGUGCACAGGACGAGUAGUAUUCUCAGCUUUCCGCAUAUCCUCGGCGCCAGAGAUGUAGCGAGGAUGUCUAUGAGCAGCACGAACUCGCGACAUCUGCUUGCUCCACAUACUGGCAGAGGCGGAGUUUCGAGCUGCUUGCUCUGGUGCAAAUUCUUUCCAUUGUGCCUCCGCCUCCUUCUCGAAGAUCGGCUGCGGCAAGGUGCGCCGCUCAACAUACUCAUCGAGAGCUUCCCAAUCUUCGAGGGAGAUCGCCUUGAGUCCUCUCUUGGCUGUCAACGUCAGCGGAAAGUCGACCAGAUUCUCCAGCUUCAUGCAUUCCGCAGGCGACAGCGACAGUUUCCCCCGCGAGACAGCUUCUAGGAGACCAAACUGGGGGUCGUAAGCGUCGAAAUACGAGUUGUUGAUGAUGUUGCUCAAUACUUGAGUUGAGCAAUCCGCAUGAAGAUCCGAAAGUGAACCAGCAUGCACCACCUCGACAAGUAACACCUUCCAGCUUUCUGCUCUACGUUUUGCGAGCAUGGUCAUGAUCUGCGGCGCCGAGAGAGAAGAAGCAGACGUCACAGAAUCGCCCAGAAACUUCUUUGCUAUUUGGAGAAGCUGCCCAUCUUGAAAUGGUUUCGCGUCUCCGCUGCAUGCUGUUAGCGUCUCCAGUAGAUGAUAGAGGCGGUAGCGAGGUGGAACGAUGUCAGUCACCAGCUGGAAUUUGUCGAGGCUGCACUUCUGGAGGAGAGUAUCAAAAUCGCUGGCGUAUCCAAUCCAGCCAGCAGGAGGAGGCGCCAUCUCGUCUUCACUGUCGACGUCGACGCCCAUCAGUGGCUGCGCUGCACCGUCAGCAGCUGCUAGUGGCGUUUUGUUCUUCUCCUUCGUCUUAAUGACAGCAAAGAUCUGGCGGACGCGAUAGUAGUCCUUUUUCAUCCCUCGGCUGAAUAAAAAUUCGCGAAACCACCGCUGGUUUGUGCCAUGCACAAUAUCGACGCCUGUUAGUGCAAGUGGUUUGGGUGUAUUUUAUGGAUAAAGAGUUGCAGAAGGUCUUAAGGGAGGCAAGAUAUGAGAGACUACACCAAAAUAGUGCGAAUCCCCACUAGGAGUUUUUCACUCAGACUAGAAUAACGACUAGAAUCUAAAAGAAUGCAAAACUUAAUGAAUAAAACGUUCUAAAAAAAACUGCCAAAAAAUGCUAUCAAAAUCAAGCUGCUCCCUCUCAGCUCUCAGCUGGAUUCUAGUCGGUUGAAGCUUCAGAAUGCUUAAAUAAGUAAAAAAAACGACCCCCCUCCUGGAGGCCCCUGAAAAACGUCAAAAGCCCUUUACUUUUUUAGAAAAUAGGACUACACGCCUACUGCGAGAAAGAGAGACUUAACUGCAACCCCCACUAGAAUCUAAUGAGAGAGCGCCUUUCAUAUAAGCUUGGUCACGGGACGAUAAAUCCAUCUGCGACAGCAUCAACCUCUGGGACUCGAAUUCGAGCAGAGGAGGCGCUGGGACUUUCUGCGAGCGCUCUAGUAGUUCCUUUUUUGCACCUUGAAACUUCGCCUGGUUCUCUCUGGACCCUCUCGGGCCCAUAGAGAACCUCCGCCACCCCGCGCAACAGUUUGUUACGCAUAGAAGAAGGCCACGAACAUCGUUACUGAGGCGAUGACCCAUGGGGCUCGCCCACGUUCCCGGGUAGAACUGAUAGAUCGCCUGCAUGGCUCGCAACUCAGACGAGCCCUGAUCGGGUAGCGAGUGCAAUUCCAUGCACGUGUGGACGCCAGCGUCUUCUGUUCCCACACUUUUCCAUGGUUCCAAGUCCACGCCAGCGCACUUCAACGUGUUGGAGCGCCAAACUUGGUCAUGAAUCUGGGCACCGAGCGAGAGCUUCAUGACCUCCUGGUAAGCAACCGCGGAGUACCUGGUCGACUCCCGAGAUUCCCGCUUGACCAGGAAGGACUGCUCCGCAUCCUGCAUCGGCAGCGGGACCCAGUGGGUCUCCUCUUUGGGUCCUUGCCAGCCUUCACGCUCCACGUCCUGCACGAAGAAUAUCUGGCAUGUUUUAGAUUUGAGCUUUUUUCUGUGGCUUCUGGUGAAAAGCCGCGAAGGCCUUGGAUGGAGAGCGAAGAUUUUCAUCAGGGAUGAGAGUAUACUUCACAUAAGAGAUAGACUAUAACUUUACUAGCAUCUUCUUCUACUAGUGCAUCUUUUGAAAAUAUAAAGCGAAAAUAAAAACGCUAAAUUAGGUCUGUGCUGCUCCUCCCCAAGUCUUUCGCUUACGAGUAGUACUGUAGUCGUAGCCCAGCCAGUAAGAAGAGUAGACAUGGCCGGGGUCUCGGCGCAAGUACUGCGCAAGGAUCUCCUGCCUCUGGCCAUCUAAAUACUCUUGAAGGCGUAGCUUUAAAAGCAUCGCGAUCCAAGUGCGUAAGAUGCAGCGCUGGGGGAAAUUUUUGAGAGGGGGGAGUUUAAAGUUAGAAGUGGCACUUUUCACGACAUUUCUUCGUGACGAAGCUAAAGAACCACUACACUCGGUCAACAUCAAAUAACGCCCAUAAUCGAAACACCUGCGAGGUAAGUGCUGCCUUCUUUGCCGCGAUGUUGGGGCUCAGCAUCUUUGUAGUGCGCUCCAUGUACUCCUCCAGUAUCUUGAUCGCCUCUGGGUGAUUCUCGGCGCAGAGGUCCUUGAUAGCACUGUGAAACGGGCAGCCACGAAUAAAAAGCGCAUAUGUUUCAGGCUUCGUCAGUUUGUGGCGCAGGAGAGCAGCGACCUUCGUGGGGGUACUUUUUUUUGGAUGCUUGUGGGUAGUCGUAUCUUCAAAUCUAAAGUUCAUGAACGAGAGCUGCAAGAGAAGCCACCUAAUACGAGCCACCUUCUACUUCUUAAGUAGAAAACGCACCAGGUCCCUGGCUCCACCGUUGAGCUUCGGCUCUGGAAGGAUAGCGCCUUUAUUCUCGAGGUCCUUCUUGAUUUUUUUGCACUGUGCAGCGCCGUUGCUCGAGGGCACCGGUAAAGCCCAUUUGAGCUUAAACGUAGCGGCACCAGUCGAGGAGUCGAUCUGCAGCUUGUGCCAAGGCACAAUUUCACGCCGACGCGUAUUAGAAACGGCAUCGACAGCCACGACGCCGCCUUCUCCAACCGAGUCAGCACUGACGGCACCCAAACUAUCAGGAGCAUCGGAAGGCUGCUCAGGACCGAAGGCGCCGAAGGCGUCGCUCAGAGAAUCGCCGAGCAAGUCGUCCUCCAUCUUUUAUGUGAAACGUAUCUCAAAAGUCAUUAAGUAGUCAGGUUCAAUAUUAGAAUCUUUCUUACUUAGUCUCUCUUUUUUCUCUCUUAGUUUUCGUCUCUCGGUGGUAUUUCUUCUUUUUCUUUCUCAAUUGCUAAAGCGCAUCCAUCGUUCAUUUUUUUCAUCUUCGUUCGUCAUCCUCUUAGUCUUACCCCUCUAAAUCUCCUUCGCUCGGAGCCUCUUCUUCUCUCAGUUUUGAUGUCCUUCAUCUAACAAGAAAACAAGCUCCGCCCGGCAGUCUCCGUAAGGCCGCAGACAAGUCCCAAGCAGAAUCAUGAAGUUCGUCAAAUUGCAGACAGCAAGCCAUCGAUCGCGAAGCUUUCACACCAUGAAAAGCGAUCGGCGUCUUUCUGUCAAACAACAUGGUUGGGGUGGAGCCGGGGUAGGUUUCUUGCUACGCCGCAAGCAGCGCAAAAGUUGGACACAACAUAGACGCCCCGGAGAGCAAAGUGGAGUCCUAGUGUUGAAAAAAUUAUGAUGCGAAUGUAAUAGAGCGUGGAUAUAAUUCAGGCGAUUCUCAAAAUGAGUAGGCUAAUACAGUAGGGGACGGAAAUGCUGAAUAAUUGAAAGCAUGGCAUUACUGAAAAAGAAAAACAAAAGUAAGGAGAUAGCGUCGUAGUUUGUAUUUCUAUGCGUAAGACGUCUAGUGGGUAAAGCUGUAUUUACGUACUGAAUUUUUUCAAUUAGAAACUUACAUACUCAUCAUGGGGGUAGUUCAAACUCUUUUGGCCUCUUCAUGCUGCGCCGUAGUUAAGUUAUUGCGGUGAAUAAAGUAACACAUAGAUGCUGCUACUCUAGUCGUGGUGGCUUCGUCUAUCUCUAUGAGGAUUCAAUAAGUAGGGCCUCAGCCCCGCCCUGUAAGAAUGAGUGUUGUAGUUUCUCAUGCGCCCACCAUCUCUAACCCCCCACCAGCAGCGCCGCGAAGAAGCCGACUCACUUCUUCGUCUUGCGGGCCUUCUUCUUCGGCUGGGCGGCCUUCUCCUCCUUUUCAGCCGGGCGCUUCUUCUCUUCCUUUGGCGCCUCUUCUUCGAAGUCGGAGUCAUUCAUGACCAGAGUCUCAUCUUGCUGGAAGUUGGUCUCGUCCAUGACGACGUCCGGAAUGGGAGCAGCGGCCUGUGGGGCGAGGGCCGGGAGCUGCGAAGUGUUAGGUGGAGAAUGACAUCACGAACUUUAUGGGAGGAAUAGUUUUUGAGUUUUGGAAAGUGUUGUUGUAGCUUGCAGAGUUGUCGACUAGAGGGAGCGAGUAGCUAGAAGCUCACGAUGAUGCUAGAUAAAGCGUCCUAGUUCAAAAGUGAUUUCCGACUCCCUGAAAAGGAGAGAAAGUAAGCACAUCAUGAAGAUCACACCAACGAGCACAGUCAUCAGGAAAGCAAUCUACCUAGUAUCAAAAAGAAGUCUAAUUGUAGUACAGCGGCGGACGAAGAAGACGAACCGGGGAGAGCGAUCGGACCGGCCGGGGGCGGAGCCAUGAGAGCCAACUGACCAGAACCAGAGCCGCCAGAACCUUUCAUACCGAGCAACAUCUGCAACGGGUUCGAAUCGCUAGCAGCUCCCAAGGUCAAGGCUUGCGUGGCAGCCUGGUUGGCGAGAGCCGGCAUGCCAAAGUUGCCACCAGCUUGAGCAGCCUGCAUCUGGUGAUAGGUCUCCAUGAAGCGCUGUCCGGCCAUGAUCAUGUCGAUGGCGCAGGCAGACGGCACACGCGUAUACACAGACUGAAGAGUCUCGGUGGGAUACUCGUUGUUCAACCAUUGGGCGCUGUGGAGCUGGGUCUUUUGGUUCGGCACCUGGACGAGGAGGAGAGGUUUAUUAUGAGAGAGGAAGAAGCGAGAAAGGAGAACUAAAAAAGUUGCUGCGCCUAGUAGAAACAGAACGAAGAAUGAUUUUGAAGAGUAGAUGAAGGACUACAAUGAUCGGCGACGCAAUCGCUAUCCAGCACCAGUUAAGUGCCUAUAUUACUCCAAUCACACUACUAGUCACAAGUUGUUAAACUACUCUAAUGAAGACGAUGCCGGCGAAUGCUCCUCCAUUCCGAGCGCUUGGCGAAUCCACUUGAACUGGGACAGGCUGGUGAUCUUGGCACGGACUUCGGUCAGGCGCUUCUUGGUCAAAGAGGCGAGAAGUUCACAAACUUGGUCGAUAUCCAAGUCGUUGAAAGCUGUUAAUUUUUGGGAUUGGUGAACGAAGGUCAUCAUUGCGAUUGCAAAUUUUAAGGGCAGAAGAUCGCUACAGUCUAACUUGCAUCGAGCCAAGCUGGAAUCAUAAAGCUGAAACUUCUAAAACCACAACGAGCUGCAACAGGCAGCAAGCUAACAACUACACUCAUCAGCACGAAGUAAAAACGUACUAGCUUUUCCCACGUAGGCCUGCUUGCUCAGCUUGAAGAUCGAUUUAAAGCCUCCCUCUUCCGCAAGGAGAUUGACACGAUGUUCUUCUAACAUUUUGAUCUCCAUGAUAGUGGCAGCUAGUCCUUUGCGCUCGUUUUUGGCCCGCAAUUGGCCUUCGAAAUCAUCCGCAGCAACAGCCUUACCACGAGGAGCGGGCAUCUUGUAGCUCUCUUUCUAUUUUGAGAGCAGUAUCGAGCUACUUACUGAACGAGUUGAUGCCUCAGAGUCCUACGGUGUGAGCAGUGAAAUUGAUGGGGAUGAUUCAGCGUGAGAAAGAAGCAAGGAGAUAAGCAACAGCAAGCAGAUAGAGCGACCAGACGAGGGAAGUUGCUUCAUCGUGGAUCAUUUUUCGGCUUUGGAUCAUCGUGUAUCAUCACAGGCUGACACUCAGAGAACAGAGGUUGACUACCACUUCACAAACACCACAAGGAUCGCGAUAGCACAACUUCAACACUCAAGAAGCGCCGACUUUCACAAUCUUCGACACAGCGCGCAGAUAGUCUUCUCCUUUUUACUUCAUCAACAUCAAAAGUAGCCACAACCAUCAAGAAAUUAGUGCAGAUUGCUCCAAUCUAUAGACCUUAACACCAUCGCGCCAAGAUCCCAUGGUUCUGCACGUUCCGACGCGAGGUCAUGCCUCAGAGGGUCCUUUCUCCAGGCUGGAGUAGGUCCUUUUCAGCUGCAUCGGAAGGCCAUUGUCUACUUCGUGGCCGCGCUCCAGGCACCGGCUGCAGGGAUCCAGAACCGCGCCUCCAAGUGGAGGCCGCCUGCAGGGCUGCCUCAGACGCUUGCUAACUAGCUAGUUAAAAUAUCUAGGGUUCGGGCUAUAGUUUUAUUUUUUACUUAUUUGGAAAUUGCUUAGUUAACCUCUUGUUAGCCUGAUCUUGUUCUUUAUCUUGUCGACCCACCCUUACGACUUGCACAACGAGUACGAGACUACGAGUAUUCUUUCUUAGUGUCAGUAUGUUUCCAAAACCACAAUGAGCUAAUGAGCUAACUACGAUUACCACAGUAGACAUUUUUUGAAGUUGCAAAAAUGAGUCUCUUGCUUCAUGUUGAAUGAAAUUGAUAAGAAUUCACGUUCCUACUCCAGGUAUGCCAUCUAUCAUCUUCAUGCUGCCACUUCAGGUAUGACUUUAUUUGCCCUAGUACGCACUGAAGUGGACUGGUUCACCGGAGUACAGUCUUGCUUGAGUUUUCUAUUUUGUUGGUCUUCUCCCAAACCUCGACUGGCCAUCGCGGAUGUUGAUAAGCCGAAACCUCAGCCGCGCCUUGGCCUUGAUAUUGGUAUACUAGUGCCAUUCUGUUCAAUCUUGUUCUUGGUACUGCAACUACCAUGACUGUGGCUUUUGCACGACUAAAAAAACAACUCUCUGCAAAAGUAACUAGGUCGAUCUUCCAAAAACAGACAUCCUGAAUCCACAGACAGACUAUCACUUUGUCUACCCUGCUUACUUUCUUCCAGGUGAAGACUCCGCUAUUAGCAGCAACGCGACCGCUACGGCAGUAAGCGAUCCUGAGCUUCAUGAUCAGAGCGGCUCUGCGUCUGCAUCGGCGACGGCUUUAGUAGAUCACGCGAUGAGCCUCAGCGUUGAGCAGUGUCAGGUCGUGGUGGUCAUGUACGUCUUGGAGCUCUUUUACAUGUUAGUGGAGUGCGAUAGACUGGCAGCCGCUGCUCCUGUUGCUACUGCUAUUAUGGUGUCCUAUAUAACAAGCACCAAGGUAGUUAUAUCACACGCGCGAAGACUUUACACUUAGAGUUAGAAACUCUAUUAGCCCGUAGAGACCUAUUAGGACUCUUAAUUUAAGACCAACGCACAUCACCACAUAAAUGUUUGAAAGUAAGAGUCAACUGCACAUCAGACGCUAUUCGUUUCUAUUUCCACUUCUCUAAGCCUAAAAAAAGCAGCGAACCACUCGGCGCGGAAAUCCAGGCGACAACAAAAGGAAGUAGGCGCAAAGCGCGACUUGGAGUUCUGUCGAAGAAGCCGGAGUCGAAAAAGCAGUGUGGCAAGCUGCUCAAGACAUCAAAUCGAUUUUCUUCGCUUCCCGUAUAUGAGUGGAAUCCUAGCACAACAAGCACCAUGGGCCGCCGCAAGGAUACGAAGCGGACCCCUCUAGUAGACACAUCAAAAAACUAUCCAGCAGACAAAUCAUCAGAAAAGAAGGCCACGCUUGUAACCCCCAAGAGCAGCACUGCAGAUGAGGCCACCCUGCGCUUCAUCCAGGGACGAAAGCGGACAGCCCCACGACCUCGGCUAUCUGAUUUGUGUGCCAUUCUGAGAAAAUGCCGGCGCGGAGAGCUGCUCCCUGGCUUUUCCUUAGCAGCCAUGGCAGUGGCGUGCGCGUCUUUCUUCGUGUUGGCGGUGUGGAUGAUGGCUGGCCACGACGUUGGCCUACAAGCAGAACAGGUUCUGCCAUCAGCAUCGUCAAAGCGCAGCAGUCUGGUAGUCUCGUCUGUAGACCGUGCGGGAUUUGGGCUCGUCGCUGGCACCUUGUUGCUGCUAUACUGCCGCCGUGGGAUGUUAGUUUUGCUCUUGCGCAGACUCUUGCCCUGUCUCCGAAGUGCGCUCUUUCGCCUACUCGAUGCUGCCAGGCUGACUGGCUCGGCGGUGACCGCCCUGCUUUGGACGAGUAGCGCUGCGGCGUGGGGGAAUUUGCGUCAUGGCUACCGCAAGAUGCGCAAAUGGAACGUCGCAACCCCUGCGACAACGCGUUCGGCUGCGAUCGUGGCAAGUGCUUCGAAAGGUGUGAAGCGUGACUUAUGGUAGGUUGGAGUAUCCAGUUCCAAACUAAUUUUUUUCUAUCCGUGUGCUCUAGAACGAAGCCACGGCUACUGGAGUUCUAUGCACUUCUGGGAAAUCACUCAGCGCCCAAGGAUGGCCACGAACUAUUCGCCUCUAAGUCGAGGCGGCGCGCCAAACGUGGAUAGAGCGUUUGGGCGCGUAUGGGGGCGGCGCAUUGCCGCUGCCGUCGCUGUUGGUGGAUCUUGGCGUUUGUCGUUGUGUGCCAGGUCCCUGAAUGAACCACAAGAGGGAGAUGUAAAAAGCGCGACCGAUUUAGCAAACUCUGACGUGGACACGUCCGAGGUUUAUUGGGCAAGCCUCAAACACCCUGGUGGAGCUCGAUUACGCGACACAGAGGCCCGCUGUCAAUACCUCACAGCGCACGUACAGGGCCAGGCGCAGUUCGUGAGUGACCGCGGGGACGUGCUGACACAAGGGGCGAAGCCAGCAGAGAAACUCCUUCAAGCCAUGGAGUUCGACGACAACGACUGGCGCGCGUAUGAGAGUUGUAUCGCCACAGCUUUAAAAGCGCGCCCCAAGAAAGAUCCAGCAAAUAACUUCUUCGGUGGGGCUGUUAGACGCGCAGACAGUGUAGCCGUCCCAGUCCGAGGUAAAGAAGGAGAGGGGGGGACAGCUGCUGUUCUCAUAACGCGCAAGACUUUCCGAAUCGUAAUCGACAAUGCAGGCGCGCUUGAGUCCCCAGGGGCUGUCAGUAAUCUCCUCAACGCGAAUGCCAGGGCCACGACAAGCGGAAGCAGAGACCUCCGGCACACACUGCAAGCGGCCUGUGUGGCCCUCGACGUCGCGGGCAGCCCAUGUUGCGCUGAAACGUACUUCGUAUGGGUCCGAUGGCAUUUCCAGUACGAUGUGCGCUCAGAUGAGGUUCGAGGACGAAGCUGGACGGAAGUUGUUGUCGACAUUUUUCAUGUACGGCAUCGGCCUACAGGGACGUUCGUCAACUAUGCGCUUGGUGAGCCAUUAUGAGUGAACAGCUUCUAAAAGUGACCUGGGAAAUCGCUUUAACGACUUUGCGCGCGUUCGCGCAAAAAGCUAGGGCUCUUAUUUCCUGAGUCAUUUUUGGAAGCAAGGCGCCCACUCAUACGAGCCGUUCAACACAGGGCGACCGCAGUUCGAGAACAACAUACGACUGAGGGCUGGGGAGUUGUUUGCUGUACGGGUGCAGCAACUUCACGAUGCCGGAUAUGCACACCUCAAUUUGAAGCCCGGCAGCAUCCUGCUUAUUGGUGAUCUUAUGGCUGGAGACAACUACUUAAGUACUCGUCUCUGAGUCUCAGUGCAUCUCGUCUGAUGCAUAAAUAUAUAAGAAUAAGACUCACUUAGUUAGUUACCCUUUUUUGAGUACCGUCAAAGAUGGAGAUGAAGGAUCAUCUCUACUGGACAGCUCUAAUAGCCCAUCGUGGGACGCUUGGUGGGACGUAAAGCUGUUCGGCUUCGACUUUGCGCUUCCAGUCAGCAUGGCACUUAUGAACGAACACUGUUCCGAAGUCAGAACCUGCAGGCUCGCUGAAAAGUGCUAACAUUUUUUAAGGCAAGGCCAGUGCGGUAAUGCUGGCUCUUGGCACUUUGAGCCCGGAACAAUACUCGGCACGUUGGCACCCUUUCGGCAGCAUCUGACAAUGGCGACCGUGGGUAAUGGUCGUCACGCUAGCACGUUUUAGUGAGCUUGCAGGCUCUGACUUCGGAGCGGUGUGCGUUCAUAGUCGCGCGCCUCUCUUCCGGCUCUUUCUUUGUUGCCGGAACGUUUGGCUAUCACGAUCCGCGCCUCAGCGAGAUUCUUGCUGUCAGUCGUGAGGGAGUCCCGAGCGCCGGCCACAAAAUUAUGAGUCACCUUAAGCUUGAGCAUAAAGACCACCCUACGAGUACGAGCACUAGGGCCAACAACGUAACGGCGCACGGGCAUCACGAUCAAGGGCAUAAGAGUAGCAAGAAGAGCAAAAAUGCGACAGCAAUACCAAGGCCGUCAACAUCACCAGCAUGAAGGUCAUCAAGGUCAAACUCGUAAGGCUCUUGAGCUCUUUAGCCUGUGCAGGGGCUGAGCAGUUAGACGGUGGAAAUAGAUGGUCGCGAUCUAGUUAGCUUAACCAGAUGGGGGGCUCGUUUUUAUCUUGUUCUUGUGCAGACUAGCAGUAGGCAAAGGACGGGGGUGGCAUCGCGGAGGAUUGUGAAGGACAUCGUCCAAAACUGUAGCCACUCGGCUACAUUAUAAGGAUUUUCUAAGUUUGGUUCUGUCCCGGCCGCAUCCGCAACGACCGGCGGAAUACUGCAGGCACGGCAUUGCGAUACGUUUAUGGUUGGCACAGCGCGGAUUUUCUUUCUGCGCGGAGAAGUUUACAUCCGGUCUCGGUAUCUUACUACGAUACAAGAACUAACGGAAUCAGCGAGCAAACCGGAAAGCGACGGCGGCGUGAAUGUUGAAAGCAUGUGGAAACAGGCGGAAAUACAUACAGGGGAGAAUCCAGAUACCCUCAUACCCAAGACUUCGCCUCUCUAUGAUCUGGAUCAAUAUAAACUCAGAACCGGUAGACUUCUUCUGCGGUGGGAACCAGAUGACCGCAAAUUGGCGGAGCUCGUGAAACAAGAUAAGCAAGCGGCGUUGAGAAGACUUUUAGUAGGUGAGACUCUGACUCAGGGCCAGGAUCAGUCGUGGAAAAGAGUAGGCCUCUCGUCAGUUGAGGCUGAACAGGUCGGCACUUGCCUAAUAGAUGGCCCCGGCUUUCGCGCGCAACAGCUGGAAAUAUUGGCCGUCGAUACUAGUACUUCUACUUCGCCAUCCGUCAGCGCCCUCUUUGAUCGUGUACAACAGGCGGCGAAACAAACAGAGCCAGACCAGUGGGGGUGCUUUGGUGGCCAGAUCUUCAAUGUUCUUCAUGUAGAAGACUCCUCGACUGUGUUUCGCUUUCCGGGUGUAGUGGCACAAGAAGGAGGUGCUAGAAGUCGCGCCUCUGUCUUAUUGAAGCACAUAGAAAUCUUGCCGCCGGCUCCAGCUAGCACAGCAGGGCUCGAGGGUUUUAUGACUAACUUGGCCGAGGUGAUGGAAAAUCCGUCAGACGCCGGCGUCUGGAGUCGGAUGAAGAUACCAGAGCCAGCGAAAAAUGCUCUGCGAGCGGCUCUCCAAGAUACGUGCCAGCUUCUUCGUGAUUCAUGCUGGGGCAACACCCGCAGCGCGUGGCUGAAAGUCUCUGAUGUAGUAGGGGCCCAUCUGCUCAUCUUGUUCGCGCAGGAAUUAGCGCCAGAGGAUUCAGAGGCCCCACUUCCCACUGCCUGUGGGCUAUCCACGCUAUGAAUCAUACUACGCAUCAACAUACAGAUCAACUUGCCAGCACUUACAUCAACAGCGUGAAGACCCGCGAGCAUUAUGAUCAAGGGAACAACAGGAGCAAGAGGACCAUGGCGACAGAAGCGCCAAGACCAUUAGCAGCACCACCUCCAUCGGCAUCAAGGUCAUCAGGGUCAAAGUCUACUUAAGGCCUUCGGCGUGUAAAGUAAGGGACUUCAGAGAGAAUGAAUGUUGCGGCCAGGAGAGCGCCAGGCCUAGAAUGGCCUUGCGGUAGCUCAUUGGCCAAGGUUCUGGAUGACGUCCUUCGCCGUCGUCCGCGAUUUCUCCCCUGUCUUGUGACUGGUGCCAAUAUGCCCGGGCCCAGGGCAAAGAUGAGAGGAGAAAUUAGGCGGCUGCUGUAUCUGUUGUUGCUAUUUUAUGGAUAUCUCUCCCCCGGCUAUAUGUCGUCCAUCCAACUGGGCAAACUCACUAGUUCGCGCUCUUCCACUCUCUCUCAUCAUCUGAGUGAUUUUCUUUUUCACACGCUGAAGAGGAAGGCCUUAAGUUAAGACUUUGGCCCUGCUGCUCAUGAUGACGGUGCUGUUGCUGAUGGUCUUAGUGCUGCUGUCGCGAUGGUCUUCUUGCUCUCGUUGUUUCCUUGGUUGGUCAUGGUGCUCGGGGGUCUUUACGUUGUUGGCUUUUGUGCUGGUAAUUUACGUUUUCUGUUGAUGCGUAGUAUGAUUCAUAGUUUGUGGCUCAGGAGACACCGGAAGCGACUGAAGUAAAAGUCCCACUUCCCAGGUUUGCUCAGACGAGACCAACCCCAAGGCCGCCGGCGCCGCCGAAGGCUGCCUUAAUCGAGACCAACCCCAAGGACGAAGAUGGCGGUCCUCAUAUGCCCAGCGCCAACUAUGCCCCGUCCCUGUUGGACGUUUCUUUCCUCGGCGAUGUUAUUCUUGUUCAUGACAACUCCUUCUUAGAGACGUCGCUGACGGAUGUUGUGGAGGACCCCUUUGACGAAGUAGAUCAACCGCAUGUGCAAGAACCGUCUAGACUUUCACAAAGCGGGUCUUCAUUCGUAUCAUCGUCUUCAUCAAAAGGAACAAGAACUGAUCCAGUCGCGUCCUCAUCUUCAUCUUCCACUACAGGAGAGGACACAGCGUCCUCCGCCACAUCUUCAGACUACAGAGCAAGAUCUUCAACAGCAUCUACUUUGAGAGUAGUAUCAAAGCAUGUGCAUGACGAUGACGGAGGUGAGGAGGAGGACGCGACGUACCUGUCGCAGUGAUUGAGUUGGACAGAAAAGUAAAACUU